Molecule: messenger RNA, 7402 nt
Organism: Mollisia scopiformis
Lineage: Eukaryota; Fungi; Ascomycota; Leotiomycetes; Helotiales; Mollisiaceae
Exons: 5
Coding region: 110-7315 (2401 amino acids)
Source: RefSeq, a predicted model, not a curated record
ACAGCUAACCACCAUGAUGCGAUUUCAUGAACUCUAAUUCUUACGAUUCCUCCCAUAGACUGGGUUUAUCAAUAUAAUUUGUUUCUUUUGUCUUUAAUUCUGCGCCGCGAUGGCCAUAUCGGAUGCCGUCCAGACCUUGUCGGCGGCGUUCUCUUUCGGUAUCCUCCUUCAAGCUGCGACUGGCGCUCUGUUCAUAUACUAUCGAGGUCAUGGAUCAUCUAUUUUUCAGGACGGCCGGAGGCUGGUCCUCGUGCUGUUCUUGUUAUUUGCAGCCCUGUGGGCGCAAAUAGACUUUGUAAACCUUCUUUUGCCAGCGACGAUGGCAACGGGAUGUCAGGCGACACUCAUCAUCACGACGAUGUUCGACCAACUGGCGAGAGUGGGCAUGGAGCAGUUUUUGUUGUGGUCAGUGGGACAUGGGACACGAUUGACGGCCGAACGAUUGAUAUUGCAGGGAGUCCUGCUGGCAAGAUUGGUGGCAGGUGGAUUGUUGGUUGGAUUCACAAGGCCUCAGUUUGAACCGGUUUGCGUGGCUGAAACUUCAGUCCUUCCGAUCGCGAUCAUUGUUCUCGCCCUUGAUGCGAUAAUCGUUGGUGUCUUGUUGGUUCGAGCUGCGUCAUUGGGCAUGUUCCAAGAUAUGAGUGGAAAGUCUGGGUCUGAGCAAAGUAAAGCUCUAGUGCUGAGCAUCUUUGGAUUUGGCUUUUGGACUGCAAUGAGUGUACCUUUGAUUCUAGGUAUUCCAACGAUUAUACUCAUUCUCAGGACUGUUUUGCCUGCGAAUGGCCUUCUUGUUCUUGUUGGCAUCGUCACCAUGUUUCCACAUGCACUACUCUCAGACCGCGAACAGAUAACUACACCAGAAGCUCGCUCUCCAUUCGUGACACCGAUGCCACCCUCUCGACAGAUCUUCCAGGAGAAUGUCAACAACGACGGCUCUCCUAUCUCAAACCACAACUACACCAAAUCGGGCUCACUGUUUGUGGUCAACCCCUCCGCUACUCCGCGUGACUCGCCGCGUGGUCCAUUUGCCAAUAGUCCUCGAAGCGAUACUCGAGGUUUUACGAAAAUGAGCGAGGAGGUCACAGUUCGAGAAAUUGGUGGUAGAGAUGCUCCCGAGCGACCAAACCGACCAGAGCGAAAUGCACCAGGCUAUCGAGGCUCAAGCGGUGUGUUCCCUUCAAUGGCGAAUGCAGCAACAGUAUCCGCUCUUGCUCCCCAAAUUCGACCAAACAUUACUGUGAACACCAAAGUCAUCUCUGGACCCAUGAACUUGGGACCUUCUCCAGCUCAACAAAAACGAGGCUUGUUCAAUUUCAACAAGACGCCAACUAAACCCAGUGUCAGAUCACUAGGUAUCUCUCAACCCGUAACUUUAGACACAGAGAGUGGAGCUCAGCCAUUCGCAAGGAUGCAGACUAUCGACCUUGCUACAGCUGCUUUGAACGAGCGGGAGCGAAGGGAAGGUGCCACGGCAAGGGCGAAGCUUAUUGCAAAUCGUCCAGCUCCUCAACCACCAACCAUGUCUUCUCAGGAAGCCUUGAGGAAGAGCAUCAGCGUGAAGCGAAAAGAAAUGCCAAUGCGAGUCUCAGAAGCCAUGCCAACAAUUCCCGGAUCAGUAUCUUCUUCGAUGGAAGCUAGCGGCAGUAGUACUUCUGCCUCGCUCUCACCUGGGCGGGACGACAUACGACGACGUUCCCCGAGACAGACCAACAACUUUGAGAAGGUGCCUGUUAUUGAUGCAAAGACUGGAAAGCCUGUCCAACUUCAGCGAAAGAAUACUCUAGGUGGACUACCUUCCAACCCUAGAGCAACAAGAUUAAUGAAUCCUGCUCCUGAGCCACCAAAGAUGACUAUUCCACAGCAAACAGUUAUGUUCAUGAACGAUAUUGUCUACGACAACCCUAGCGUUGUAAAGACUAUUAUUCGGGAUGCGCCGAGCAUGUAUGCAAAGCGGCCGAAGACAGCGACAGAGAAAAAAGGGUCUUUCGACUCGACUAGCUCUCUGCAUUCGGCUGGAUCAAUCAUCCAUCGCCCAAGACCAUACAAGCGUGACCAGUCCAAGGAUCGAGCAAUCUUCCCUAGCGAGCCAAGUCCUGGACACAGAAGGAGCAGAUCUGGAUCCGGCAUCACACCUUCCCGGAAGAGCAUGUUCUUGUCCAAUCCUGGGAGCCCUUCAAUGCUACCUCCCUUACCUCCACCACCAACCACUGCUGCAGAUCUGAAGAGACUAUUGCCAAAUGACACAAAGAGCAUGACAUUCGACGAGAAGAUCGAAUUACUUUUCCCCGCACCACCAGGCGGAGCUACAACUCGGCAACGGCGCUCAUCAGUCCCGUCUCUCCCCCGUGUUCCCUCAGUGUUCAUGUCCGACUCGCCUCAAGCACAAUCUCCUACCGAAGAAGAAGCCGCUGCUCGUAGAGCCUCAAAACGUACCACCAUCGCUGAAUUCCUCGUCGACACCGUACCGCCAACCAUCCCGAACAAAUCCGCCAAGCGACAAUCCGUCAAAUUAGCAGAGUCAGAACGGCAAGCUUACCGCUUCAGCGCAAAUACAUAUAGAACAAUAGCUGAUGAGGUGGGCGAGACCUGGAUCCCCGGCAUCCCGGCUCAGGACGUGGAGCCAAGAAACGCUUUGCUAGGAGUGCCGCAACGACAAUCUGUUCUUGAUGAUAUGAGGAAAUCUCACUUUACCGUCACAACAAAUGCUGAUUCAGAGGAUGAUGCGACUACCUAUUGGGGUUCGGUCCAUGAUGAUGUUCCUGCUGUCAAUAUUUCGAGUGCGAGAUCAACAUUCAUCAAGCCUUUUGAUAGCAAGAAAUCUAGCACUGUUCCUUCUAUCCGAACUAUUGAUAGCGAGGAUGCAAUAGACGGAGAGGAGAUCAUGACUGUUAUGCUUGAGUCUGAAGAAAACAGACAAUCAUUCUUAGUCGACAAUGUAGCGGACAACAACAGACGAUCGUUCUUCUUGGAUGCUGGCGAAGCCUUACCAGGUGAUAAGACCCCAUCUUCCAUCAAUGAGAGAGGAUGGCAUAAGAGGAUUGGAGAUGAGUUGCCUACUUUCUCUGAGCGGAAGGAGAUGAGGAAGUCAAGAAAGAUGCCUCCACCAACUCCCUUAUUGCUGAACAGAAAUGGAAGACAAGCAACAGUUGUAGUGAGGCCUGCUGAGCCAUCACCUCCUGCUGACUCGCCCGAGCGGGCUAUUGCAGAGAUCCAAGCUCAACUAAAGCGCUUCGAAGAGCCGGGUCGUGGAUCAGUCGGUUCCUUAAUACGUGGUCUACCUGGCGGAAAUGAAAGCGGUACUACCAUGGGAACCGAUCGACUGCGUCUCCUUGAGAAUCUAGAAUUGGAGAUGGGUCAACAGGAGAACCACUGGCAACAGAUGCAAAACAAUCUCGAUCGGGAUUCUAUUGCAAGCACCUCUCAACUUAUUUCUCCUCAACCAGAGACAGUCUCAGAGUCGACUAUGUCGCGUGAGUCCUCUCAAAGGUCAUCUCGCACCCCAUCUAGAGUUCUAUCUCGACGUGCUCGCAUCAGAAGCAGCAUGACGGACCGCUCUAAGGGUCAGAUGUCGAGCCGCACCACAUCAACUGAGAGCUCUGACAACUCGAGAGCCAGUGUCUGGCAGCAACGUCUUGCUGAGGCUCAGAAUGAGUACAUGGAGAAUGCACCUCAAUUACUGAGAAAGAAGAGUCUAAACUUCCUCUCGGUCUCCAAGUCACAUCAACUAGGCAGCCCAACCCCACCUGACUCCGGCGAAUCAGAGACAGAUAUGGAGACGGAUGCAGGAACGGAAUCCGAGUCUGAGCUGGAAGCCGCGAGAUACCAAGAACUUCUCCAAGCUCCUCGCAAGGAUCCUGCAACUCUAUGGCAACAACCAUUACCUACACCAAAGGCGGCGGUUGGUCGGAUGUGGAACCCACCCUUCGAGUCCGUUCAAGUUAGAGCGGCUUCACCGGAACCUCCAGCGAUGAACGUUAGACCUGUUCAACGUCGCACUCAAUCUGCACUACCUAUCUCCAGCACUGAUCUCUGGUCUAAGCCAAAGACAGCUGCAAACAAGCGUCCUGUUGUAGCACUGUGGGGCUCGAAGUUCGUCCGACCUGUAAGCAUUGUGACUCGCCGUGUGACACAACGACCGCAACGCAAAUCAAAGCGCGUAACAUUCCUCCCAGAUAUUGUCGAGAGCCCCGUCCCUCUUCCAAACAAGAGAGACACUCUUGGAAUCUUCCAAUUUCCAUGGGGAGAAAAGUCUGAUCAACCUGUAUACCAACCUGCCUUCAACCCUGCUCUUCUCGCUGGUCCUGCUCUGAACGCAAAUCUCGAAGCUAGAGCCCGGCAAUUGGAGAACUCUGAGCAAUCAGAAUACUCGUCUUCAUUCUUUGAUGAUUACGACGAGGACCAAGAUGAGAUGGACCCUGAGAGUGAUGACGACUUUGAUGAAACCACACUGUGGGAGAUCGCAAACUUGUUGAACUCGAAAGAUGUUCCAUCGAAGCAGAGUCUCCUACCGCCUGCACGUGGUCAGGCUAUUGCAGAGGAGUUUGAUGAGUCUGAUGAUGAGGACAGUGCUAUCCCACCUCCCGUGAUGAACCUACCCAUUCGACCACUUGCCAUGAACGAACGAACAGAGUCUCAACUCUGGGCCAGUCAAGCCGAAUCUGCAAUCCCCAAUAUCAGCACUGGUUUACCACAACCUGAGCCUAGUGUUUGGAGUGCGAUGGUUCUAGCUUCUGAUGAUGCCGUCCGAUCAAAGGCCCGCUCCUCUGAUGCUUUGCCAGUCCUUUCCAGCAGAGAAUUGUGGGCUUCAAAUGAGUCCGAGAAGUCGUCACCCGUAGAGUCGAGCAUGUGGCAAGCAAGCAAGGACAUUUCUAGUCCACCAUCAAGUGCUAUGUGGUCACCACAGCCAGAAUCCACUCCAACUCGCGAGUCUGGUCUUUUCACUCCCGUCGAGGGCUUGGUAAUUCGAACCACGGACGCAACACCAGCUGCUAUCCAGAUGGCCAAGACUCCCCGCCCAGCUGCUGUCCUUGCACCAAGCAUCUCUUCACGAAACCUGUGGACUCGUCUUCAGAACAUGGAAGAAGCCACUGAAUGGUUGUCGAAGUCAAGUGCUGCUCGCUCUCCCCGUGCGCAGGUGAUGUGGGCACCCACUUCUAAGAUCGUGGAGGCGCAAAAAAUUGGUCUUUUUGAUGCCACCUUACCAAGAGUAGUUUUCCGAACAACCACUUCUGCCCCAGCUGCGAUCAACAUGAUCUGCAAACCACGUACGACCAGAGUACCGCUCAGUCAGUUGACAUCAACCAAGCUGUGGAGUGGAUGUAACAAGUUGCCCCUUGAGCGUGAUUGGAUUUCCGAGUCUUCAAUUCGACCUGAAAGUCCCUCAAUCUACUCAGCAAGCUCUUCUGGUAACUCUUCCCCAGCCUCUGACUCUUCCUCUGUCAAAUCGACUAGCACCAAAGCCUCAUCGCUUUGGGGCUCAGUCUCAGCACUGGCGAUUCCAACAUGGUGGGAAGGCAAGAGCAAGAAGCCAGCAGACUCUUCACCCGUGGAUGACUCGAAACCCGCAUCAAAGAUUCCAGUUCGUCAAAACACCCCUCUAGCCCCAGUCCGAGAGUCUCGAGUUCUUGCAUCUCGUGAUAUGUGGGAAGCAAAGACCCCUGUGUUGGAGAAGACACCAUCUCGAAGAUUCCGAAGAGGCACUGUAGCUCAGGAUUCAGCUCCUGUACCACACAGAGCCCUUCGCCACCAAUACAGACCUAUUGUCGCAUUCCGUGCCAAUUGGGAUGAAGCUCUAGCUGAAGCCAUUGCUGCUGGAACACCAAAGAGAUCUUUGCCACGUCCAAUUGCAAGGAAGGCCGAUUGGACGUCCGCACUCAAUGAAGCUAUCACUUCUUCAAAGCCCAGACUUCAACGUCCUCAAUGCUCGCGAGCUAUGUGGGCGGAUGCUCUUGCCGAAGCUGUUUCCAAGAGCAGGAUCCCAAGACCAGUGAAGGUUCAACGAUAUGAUCCAGCUGUGUUGCACCCCGUCUUCUUCACCAAGUCUCUCGCAACAAGCGCUAAGGAUAUCCACCCUGCUGCGAUUGGACACGCCUCUCCAAAAUACGAUCCUGCUGUCAUGCACCCUGUUUUCUUUACCAAGUCUCUCAUUACCGAUAUCAAGGACGUUCAUCCAGCUGCGAUCGGACACGUUACAAAGAAGUACGAUCCAUCGGUUUUACAUCCAGUCUUCUUCACUGAAUCGCUCGUCUCCACCACAUAUGAUGUCCAUCCCGCUGCGAUUGGUCACAUUUCUAAGGUGAUACGACCAAGCAUGUGGACUUCAUCUCCAGUCACUGCAGCAUCCAAGUCAGGCUCGAUGUGGUCGAAAGAGAGUUCAGUACCCCGCAAGGCAGCACUAGAGGCAAGCAUCAUCGCUGAGCCUGUACGAAAGGUUACUGUUGCACGAGUAGUGGAACUUCCAAUCCUUGAAUCCAAGACUUUCUGGCAGCCGGCCAAUACUGUUACCGUCGAGCGAAAUUGGAUGUUAUCAACUCCAGUUCAGUCUCCAAAGACAUGGACUCCACGCAGCGAUUCAUCCUCACAAGGCAGUGAUAUUAGCAUGUGGUCAGCUAAGGCCACCUCAUCUCCAUCCUCGCCAGAUAUGUUCACAGACAUGGAUGCUGGACCUGUUCGAAAGGCUACUGCACAAAAAGGACUUGAUCUACCUGUCCUGGAAUCCAAGACGUUUUGGCAACCAACCAGAUCCGAUUCUACUGAACGAAACUGGAUUCAAUCAGCCGUCGUGGUAUCUUCCAAGACAUGGACUCCACGCAGCCAAUCACCUCGAUUGCAAGUGAAGGAUAGCAAUAGUAUGUGGGCUGCUAACACCACUUCUUCUUCAACGUUGCCUGAUAUGUUCGCCAACAUGAAAGGUGGCCUCGUCAAGAAAGCUUCUCCUUCCCGACCAUCGGCUCUUCCACGCCUGAACUCAAACGAGCUUUUCGGAACAGGUUCAGGGAGCGCUGAGCGCAACAUUCACUGGCUCCACAACACCUCCACAUUGCCGUCUCGCGCCCUUACCUGGACCGCACCUUCAACGUGCCAAGCAACGUUGCCAGAGAGCAGCAUGUGGGAAGCCCGCCCUCACAUCAACCUUCCCUCUGCAACAUUGUUUGAAAAUGCACACAGUCAACCUUGGAACUCCAAAAAACGCGAGGAGACGUCAUUGAGCCAACUGGAGAGCACAGAUAUGUGGCGCCCAAAUAUGUUUAUUCCAACCUCACCGCGCAAUUGGCUGGUGAAGAGGAGAUUCUCGAAGGUAGAAUUCCGUUAUUGAGAAAUAGGUCUAGCAUAAUCAUGUGCUCUGUAAAUAGUAGAUAGGUACAUCCUUCCGUUCGUUUAGGGUAGUUUUUGCGUUAUUAGG